Messenger RNA from Diaporthe amygdali, 789 nucleotides. RefSeq names its product citrinin biosynthesis oxidoreductase. Lineage: Eukaryota; Fungi; Ascomycota; Sordariomycetes; Diaporthales; Diaporthaceae. The record is from RefSeq and is a predicted model, not a curated record. Gene Ontology annotation, biological process: secondary metabolite biosynthetic process. The coding region runs from base 1 to 789 and encodes 262 amino acids. The transcript has a single exon. Gene Ontology annotation, cellular component: nucleus; cytoplasm.
AUGGAACUAGGAGACCUGCCUCCCCCGGACCCUUCCACGCUCGGCCUGCCGCGCAUUCUCAUGCUGCACGGCGGCGGUACCAACUCGCGCAUCUUCCACAUGCAGUGCCGCAGCAUCGACUACCACCUAAAGCCACACUUCCGCACUGUCUACGUCGAGGCACCGCUGCCCUCGAUCGCCGGGCCCGACGUGCUGACCGUCUACGCCGAGUGCGGGCCCUUCAAGCGCUGGGUGCUGACGACGGAGCCCAACGCCGUCGAGCGGCAGCCCAAGGAGACGUGGGACCUAGACGAGCGCGCCAUCGCCGACGCCAUGGACGCCGACGACCGCCGCGGCGCCACGGGGCCCUGGGUCGGCGUCCUCGGCUUCAGCCAGGGCGCCAAGAUGGCCGCCUCCGUGCUGCUUCGCCAGCAGGAGAACCCGGCCGCCCUGGGUGGGUUGCGCCGCGCCGGCUGCGACUUCCGCUUCGGCGUCCUCAUGGCCGGCCGCGGCCCGCUCAUCCAGCCCGACCCGGACUCGGCCGACUGGCUGGGCGCGGGUGAGAAGUUCGACUAUGCCAGCAACCUUGCGGCGAAGCGGGUGCUGCACGUGCCGACUAUCCAUGUCCAUGGCAUGCAGGACCCCGGACUGGAUUUCCACGAGGUGCUGCUGUCCGAGUGGUGCGAGCCGGGCACCACGAAACUGAUCCAGUGGGAGGGAAACCACAGGUUGCCCUUUAAGACGCCUGAUGUCGGGAGAGUAGUGAACGCGAUCUUGGACCUGGCACGGAAGCAGGGUGUGCUUCGCUGA